Messenger RNA from Cuscuta campestris, 1303 nucleotides. The record is from the annotation of a GenBank genome assembly. NCBI's taxonomy places the organism in Eukaryota, Viridiplantae, Streptophyta, Magnoliopsida, Solanales, Convolvulaceae.
GUCUCUGCGGUCUAAUUUGGUCUGUUUUUUCAGUGUGGACUCUGGACCUAAACAUGAACGGCUUUCAAAAGAAUGACGCGGCUUGAACAAUUGAACAUGCCUCGAAACCCUAGUGUCGGAGAUCCGAAAACAAAUCCCGGCCACCAUCCAUCCAUCGACCUCCGCCGAUCGACUUCUUCCUAACGAAAAAAACCCGACGCCGCGGCUCCGCCACUCGCCAAAAACCUCCGUCUGCCCCCGACUCAUACCGGCGGGGUCCUUUCUUCGUUGCAAAAGAUGAAAGUGAAGAAGCAGAAGCGCCAUCGGAGAGCGGUGAGGUUUUACGCGGCUUGUUAUGGUUUUCGAGAGCCGUAUAAGAUUCUAUGUGACGGCACUUUUGUGCACCACUUGAUUUCCAAUCAGAUCACUCCAGCGGACACUGCCAUCGCCAAUACACUUGGUGGCACUGUUAAACUCUUCACCACAAGAUGUGUUGUUGAAGAGUUGAAGAGACUUGGGAGCUCUUACUCUGAUUCACUGGAUGCUGCUCGUAGUCUAUUCACUGCAAGAUGUGAUCACGUGAAUAAGAAAAGUGCUGUAGCUUGCAUAACUGAGGUCAUUGGAGAAGACAAUCCCGAGCACUUUUUUGUCUCUACUCAAGAUGCUGAUCUAAGGAAAAAUCUUACGAAGAUACCUGGUGUUCCUGUAAUAUAUGCACUUAGGAAUGCUUUGUUUCUUGAGCGUCCAUCCACUUUUCAACAGAAGUUUGCCAAGGUCGCCGAAGAACAGAGAUCACAUAUGACUGACAAAGAGUAUAAAAUGCUUAACAUUCAGAAAAAGAGGAAAUUGGCUGAUGAAGAAGCUAAUGUUGCCUUAAAUGGAGAAGAAGGGGGCACUGGUUUCUCGGAGAUCAAGAAUUUCAAGAUGCCUGUUGAGAGAAAACAAAACAACAUCAAGGACAAACCUCAAUUUAAGAGAAAAAGAAUCAAGAACCCGAAUCCACUUUCUGUCAAGAAGAAGAAGCCUAAGCCCUUAAAUGCAACUGCACCAGAAAAGCAAGUGCAAGAAAUCAAGAAAAAUGAUGGAACUGGUAGAAAGAGAAGAAAAAGGAAGAGGACAAGAAACAGUGGCAAUAAUACUGGAGAGGGAGGGGACUUGAGCAGUGCGGUAAAAUAGCAUCUUUUUUAAUUUGAUUUUGCAAGAAUCAUGUCAAUUCGUUUUAGUUACUGCGAGAUUAGUUUCACAUUUGUAACUUAAUUUGAUUUAAGGAUGUAAUACAGGCAUUUUUGUGUGUGAUUAGAGAAUAUGCCAAUGUUUUGCAAAU